Molecule: messenger RNA, 8656 nt
Organism: Ictalurus punctatus (channel catfish)
Lineage: Eukaryota; Metazoa; Chordata; Actinopteri; Siluriformes; Ictaluridae
Gene: hecw2a
Product: HECT, C2 and WW domain containing E3 ubiquitin protein ligase 2a
Exons: 30
Coding region: 457-4893 (1478 amino acids)
Biological process (GO): regulation of dendrite morphogenesis
Molecular function (GO): ubiquitin-protein transferase activity; protein binding
Source: RefSeq, a predicted model, not a curated record
GUGUUACGUUUGGAUUUACUUAUAUUUUUUUCCCUUCUGCACACUGCGCACUUUCCCCUCCUCGUGAUCACUUCACCGACGCGCACGAGGUUGUGGCUACUUAUCAUGAAUUGUGUGGCUGGUUAACAGCAGUCCACCCUCUCCACUGAUCCAAGUUUAACAGUUGUCCUAGUCUGUGCCUUGUCUCUCACCCAGGAUCCAUAAUGAUUGCCAUGUAAAAUAACCUACAUUUCCUCAAAACCUUCUCCAUGGGAACAUUUUCUUUCUGAUAUCUGCCCCUACACAAGUAUAGGCUUAGAAUAUUCCCUAAUAUUCAUAGACAAAUAACCUACCAAUAAUCUUCUUUGAAGACACCAUCCAUUUCCUGGCCUUGCCCCCCUACCAGCAGCAACCAUUCGGCCGUCUCUCGCCACAGCGGUCCUGCCAUCCAGGCCCCGCUCCCACCAGGCGCCCAGCAUGGCGCCUCAGGGGCGGGAGCACCUGGUGGCACGGGAGCAGCAACAGGGUGCACGAAGACGAAGCCCUCAUCUUCGCCACACGCUGAGCCCCGAAAACCUGAGGAGCCUAGCCGAGCGUGGCGGCACUGAAACGGCCACAGCUGGGACAGCGGGAAUCACUAGAGCUAACAGUGACACAGACCUGGUCAGUUCACAGGGUCGCUCUUCCCUCACAGCCUCUACGCUGGAGUUUACUCUCGGGCGUGGACAGAACCUAGUCAUCUCCUGGGACAUCAAGGAGGAGGUUGAUGCUACUGACUGGAUCGGCCUAUAUCACAUAGACGAGACCUGUCCAUCAAACGUGUGGGACUGCAAGAAUCGUGGUGUGAACGGCACACAGUGUGGUCAGAUUGUCUGGAGGCUGGAGGCUGGCCCAUACUUCCUGGAUGCUGAGACCAGAAUCUGCUUCAAAUACUAUCAUGGUUUGACUGGAGCCUUGAGAGCCACCACGCCGUGCAUCACUGUCAAGAAUCCUCGAUGUUUGGCUGACGGCCAAGGCGAAGGACAGCUGACUUCAGACACCAGUCGAAAACUGCUCAGCUUCACCCUGUCAGAUAUCCGAGCCAUGGGACUGAAGAAAGGGAUGUUUUUUAAUCCCGACCCCUAUCUAAAGAUGAGCAUUCACCCAGGCAAAAGGAACGGGUUCCCCACCUUCUCCCACCAUGGCCAAGAGAGACGAUCUGGCAUUACAACCAAUACUACAAACCCUGUGUGGCAUGGAGAGAGACACACAUUUGUGGCCCUGAUAACUGAUGUCCUAGUUAUCGAGGUUAAGGACAAGUUUGCUAAAAGUCGGCCGAUCAUUAAACGCUUCUUGGGUCAGCUAAACAUUCCUGUUCAGAGGCUGCUGGAAAGACAUGCAUCAGGGAACCAAUCCCUGAGCUUCUCUCUCUGCCGCCGCUUGCCUACUGAUAAUGUAAGUGGUCAGCUGCAGUUUAAAGUGGAUAUCACCUCAACUAACCAGGACGAUGUCACACCUGAGUCAAUCCUUGGGGCAACAGCCCUUAAUGGGCCCCCUGGUACCCCUUCAGAUGAUGAAGAUUUGCCCCAUCCUCUUCCUCCCCCUUCUGGCAUUCUGUACCCCACCCGCUCCCAAAGUUUUCGUCGAAAUGGUGAAGGAGGUGGUGCUCUAUCACCUGAUACCGAGAUUUGUUCUGGUGCUUUGGAUGAAGAAGCUCUACCUUCGCUCAGCAUACUUCAGAGAACCUUUAGUGAGCAGCUUGAUGCCAUCGAGGCUCCCAAAGGACCAGGUGAGCGUCCAAUGGGCGCAGCAUCUCCAAAACUGAGCUCCAGCUUCCCUACUCACACCCGCCUCAGUGAUAUGCUCCACAUCGACUCUGACGAAGAUGAGGAGAGGUCUGCUGGUAUUGAUCCCAUACCGCCUGCUCUGAACGGUCUCACCAGAUGUCCAGUAAUGCUCCACAAACCUCCUGAAGAACCUCAGGAACUGGGGGAGCCACCAGAAGAAGUUGGGUUAGAGUCAGAGGUGGAGACUCUGAGUUUAGGGACUGAGAUGGUUCUGGAGCCGGAGGUUCUGCCCAGUUCUGUGGCUCCACAAGUAGAGACCACAAGUCUGAUGGAGAGACAGGAUGAAGGAGAGGAAGAAGAAGAAGGACUGGGGCCCAGUGAGGAGUUGGCCACAGAGGUGGAUAUCUCCUCCAUGGCAUCUGACUGUGGCCCCAUGCCUAUGUCUGCUGCUCAGGAAGCAGAACAAGGGGCAGAGAUGGCUAUAGAUCCAGGGGGAGGGGAUCUCUCAGAUGACCCACCCACAACCUAUGAAGUCAUUGAUGCUGGAGGUGAACCUCCUCUGACCGAUGAGUUUGAAUUGCACACACCGCCGCCAGAGUUAUUGGUCCAUGAGGAUGAAGAUGAGGUGGAGGAGGACACAAUGUCCCGGAGGUGGAGUCUGGAGGCAACAGCAGGUGUGUCACAGGAGGAGGAUGAGGAGGAGGAGCUAAUGCAUUCAGGGGAUGCCGGAUCUGUGGACUCUGAGACUUUUGCUACAGACACAAACAUAGAUCCAGGUCCCACUCAGCUAAACGGGCACCAGCAGGUUCAUUCACUUCCCUCUGUAAGACAAGACAUCCAUCGGUAUCAGCGUGUGGACGAGCCCCUUCCACCCAACUGGGAGGCUCGGAUCGACAGUCACGGCCGCAUCUUCUUUGUGGAUCAUGUGAACCGGACCACCACGUGGCAGAGACCCACAGGCCCUCCUGCUCCUCAGGGCUUAACCCGCUCCAGCUCCAUCCAGCAGAUGGAGCAGCUCAAUCGCAGGUACCAGAGCAUCCGUAGAACAAUGACCAGCGAGAGGAGCUCAGAGGAACAAAGUGUAGACUUUCCUCCUGUUGAUGAUAUGGAAAUGCUGUCCCACUCCGUCUCCGACUACCGUAGAGACGGCUCUUUGGCUCAGACCAGCUCUCACUCCCGUCUCUCCCUGCUGCUUCAAUCUCCUGGAGCCAAGUUUCUCUCCAGUCCUGACUUCUUCACUGUGCUGCAUUCCAACCCUAGUGCCUAUCGCAUGUUUACAAGCAACACGUGUCUGAAGCACAUGAUCAGUAGAAUACGGAGAGAUGUGCAGCACUUUGAACGCUACCAGCACAACCGAGACCUGGUCACCUUCCUGAACUUGUUUACCAACAAGCAGCUUGAGCUGCCACGCGGCUGGGAGAUGAAACACGACCACACUGGCAAGCUCUUCUUUGUGGAUCACAACUGCCGUGCCACAACGUUCAUCGACCCGCGGCUGCCCCUGCAGAGCUCACGCUCCAGCGGCCUCCUGGCCCAUCGACAGCAUCUGAGCCGACAGAGGAGUCACAGUGCUGGAGAGGUACAGGUGGCAGAUGACUCUCGCUCCCCAAGCCCACCCAUGCAACCUCGACCCUCAAGCACUUUCGCUGGCUCCAGUCGCAACCAGUACCAAGACCUGGUACCUAUGGCUUACAAUGAGAAAAUUGUGGCGUUCCUUCGACAACCAAAUAUCUUAGAGAUCCUACAAGAGAGGCAACCGGAGCUUGUGAGAAACCAUAACCUCAAAGAGAAAGUCCAGUUUAUUCGUAAUGAAGGUGCGUCUGGAUUGGCUCGGCUCUCUGGUGACGCAGAUCUGGUGAUGCUGCUCAGUCUGUUUGAAGAAGAAGUGAUGUCGUACGUGCCGGCCCAUGCCUUACUGCACCCCAGUUACUCUCAUGCCUCCCCACAAAGCUCCCCUGGAACUCCGCGUGCAAAUGCUCGCGCCCCUGCGCCUUACAAACGUGACUUUGAGGCUAAACUAAGAAACUUCUACCGCAAACUGGAAACAAAGGGUUAUGGGCAGGGCCCAGGAAAAGUGAAACUGAUCGUCCGCAGAGAUCAUCUACUCGAAGAUGCCUUUAACCAGAUCAUGUGCUACUCGUGUAAGGACCUGCAGAGAAGCAAACUGUACGUCAGCUUCGUAGGGGAGGAGGGGUUGGACUACAGUGGCCCAUCGAGGGAGUUCUUCUUCUUGGUGUCCCGUGAGCUCUUUAACCCAUAUUACGGACUCUUCGAAUACUCGGCCAAUGACACCUACACUGUGCAGAUCAGCCCAAUGUCAGCCUUCGUGGACAACCACCAUGAAUGGUUCCGGUACAGUGGGCGAAUUUUGGGCCUCGCUCUGAUUCACCAGUACCUCCUGGAUGCCUUCUUCACUCGUCCAUUCUAUAAAGGACUGCUGCGCAUUCCAUGUGAUUUGAGUGACUUGGAGUUUCUGGAUGAGGAGUUUCAUCAGAGCCUGCAGUGGAUGAAAGACAACGACAUUGAGAACAUGCUGGAUCUCACCUUCACCGUCAAUGAGGAGGUGUUUGGUCAGAUUACAGAGCGGGAGCUGAAGCCUGGAGGAGCUGGUGUCCCAGUGUGUGAGAAAAAUAAGAAGGAGUACAUUGAGCGCAUGGUGAAGUGGCGCAUUGAGAGAGGUGUGGCUCAGCAGACGGAGAGCCUGGUGCGGGGCUUCUAUGAGGUUGUGGACGUGCGUCUGGUCUCGGUGUUUGAUGCCCGCGAGCUGGAGCUUGUCAUUGCUGGAACUGCAGAAAUUGACCUGGCUGACUGGAGAAACAACACAGAAUAUCGAGGAGGUUAUCACGAUGGUCACAUUGUUAUCCGAUGGUUCUGGGCGGCGGUGGAGCGUUUCAACAACGAGCAGAGACUGAGACUUCUUCAGUUUGUCACAGGUACUUCAAGUGUUCCCUAUGAAGGGUUCGCCUCUCUCCGGGGGAGCAACGGGCCACGUCGCUUCUGCGUUGAGAAAUGGGGCAAAAUUACUUCCCUUCCAAGGGCUCACACCUGCUUUAACCGUUUGGAUCUUCCCCCAUACCACUCCUUCUCCAUGCUUUACGAGAAGGUGCUCACUGCUGUGGAGGAAACGAGCACGUUUGGUCUAGAGUGAGGCUUCUGCACAGUCUCUUUUAUCGUGUUCUUCAAAAUCUGAAACCUUUUUUGCCUUUUAUUCUGUACCCAAAUCCUCACUUCAGUCUUAAUAAUGGCCUUGUUUCCUGGACCCCUUUCUUCCUCUGUUAUAAAACCAGGAUUAUGUGACUAAAGCAUGACAGCUAUUUCUGGGACCUAUUCCUUCUGGGUCCUCAAACACACACAAACAUAUGGUGAAUGCAUUAGAUACUGAGCAUUAACAUAAAACACUUCACUAGUCUUUAAUACAGAAAUUCCUUCUUACACGCAAACAAAGCCUACUAACAUGGUAAAUAACGGUUCCACUAAAAUCCUCUGUAAGCAUACACAAUAUUUUCACCCACUUCACCAGAGAGAUGAUGAACCCACAUGUACAAAAUAAACUGGUGGAUAUACUGUAUGUACAUUUCUCACGUUACCCUGAUCGGGUGAAUGAUUUGUGUUACAGCACUGUUGUCGUUCAGCACUGUUGUAACUGUAGAGCUUGUUCCUCAUCUAAACGAAGAGAAACCUUCAUUUAAAGAUGAGUGUGUGAGAGAUGAGGAAUUUAACACACUUUUGUGGAUAUUGUGUGUUCUCAUAUUUAUUUUACUGGCGUGGCUUAGUGGUGAGGAAUCUGUGCAAUAUUUAAUUACAAUUAUGCUAGACACAUUUUGAACUGCUUCUAAUGUAGAACAUGAUAAAACGGCGAGAGAAUCUAUAAUUGCCGCUGCUUUCACAUAGCUUAAUCUGUGUAAUGAAAAAGAAUCAGUGAAGAUUUUCUUCCACAGAGCGAAUCUAGUGAAUUCGUGUAGCAAUGGAAUGCCACCCACCUUGAAACAUAAUCCCUUCAGCUUUAUUGUAUUUGACUGUGCUGCCUCAAAUGAGCCAAAACCAAAUGUCAAGUACUUCAUUGCAUGUUAGUACAGAAUUAUUUUGAUCACACUGCAAUCCAGCGUUCCUACAUUACAACAUAAUGAAGCAGCAUGCCAUAAUUAAAUAUAAUUAUGGUACAAUCAGUCCUCUCAUGGUUUUGGGGUGUGGCUAAAGUUACAUAGUUUCACAUAAGGAUGUCUCAGACAGCUGCAUAGAACUUAGACACAUUUUGCAGGUGACCGUGAGCUGCGUUAUUUUCAGUCUUGCAUUGUUAAAUUCGUCUCUAACGUCUUCACAGACAUUUGAGGUUUGCUUGACAAGCACUGAUUGGGCAGUGGUUCUGUUAUGCUUUGGCAUGACUCCUCCACUGCUAAUUGAAAAGCAGAAGACUUUAACAAGCUAUAAUAUAUGGCCAAAGGUUUGUGGGCACCUGACCAUCAGACCCAUAUGUGCGUGUUGAACAUCUUAUUCCAGAUGUGGUGUUAUAAUAAUGUCCACUCUUGGCUCUGUGCAGGACACUCAAGUUCUUCCACUCCAAUUUUCUCAAACCAUGUCUUCAUGGAGCUCGCUUUGUGCACAGGGGCACUGUCAUGCUGGAACAGGUUUGGACCUCUUAGUUCCAGUGAAGGGAAAUUAUAAUGCUACAGCAUACAGAGACAUUCUAUACACAACAGUUCGAUGAAGAACCACAUAGUGUGAAGGUCAGGUGUCCACAAAUUUUUGGCCAUAUAGUGUACUUCACCCUGAAACACAUUAAUAUGCUUAUAUUGAAAUAUUUAUGGCAUGCUUAGCAGUUCUGGUGCUAAUUUGUUGGUUGGUGCGUUUACAUUUACACUAUUAAUGUGAGAAUUUAGGGGUCGUUUUAUACGCCGAUGUCACACACUGACUUACUAAGGUCAUUCCAGUGAUUUUUAAUAAACGAUCUUAAAAAUAAGGAACAACUUUAUAAAUCAAGUUUUGCUUUUAGCUGCUAAGAACAAAAGAGCACGAGCUUCUUAUUUUAUUCACCAUUUUCCAGCAACCUUCAACAUCAUAUAAAUGACUCAUUACGACUCCAACGUAGAAGUAGUGGAGAUGCUGGUGCAAACACUGGACACAGUUAGGCUGAGUUACAGCAGAGACUCCACUCAGCUAGUUUGCGAACUACGAGAUGACGAAUGUUGAUGAUGUUGAUGGUGGUAUUAGCAUGAAAGUUUGGAAGAUGAUCUGUUUGAGCAGAAUGUUCAGAUGAGGAGAUGAGAGUGCUGGACAGGCUAAAGGACUAAAGCACCACUGCAUCGCUCUCUUUAGAUAGACAUGAAGUGAGGGCAACACUAUCAAUAAGUAAUUGAACAGCAUUGUGGGUAAUGUAGAAAACCAAAGUGAAAAAGUAGUCCAAAUAAAUCAACUCCAUUGACUAAAAUAUUUAUAUACAAGCUAUUCAGGGUGGAUUUUUCCUUUAACAAUUUAGUCACCUUUUAUCUUCUGCACAGUGAAAUUUAAUACACCUUUUUUUUUUUUUUUUUAGUUCAGGUUUUAUUGUUAAAUAGUAAAUCCCUGCUCAUUCUUUCUCAGUAAAGAUAUUUAAGUAUUGAGAAAAUAUUAUAACGUUUUACUUUUCAUUUUGCAUUUGAUAUUUUCACACUGUAUUGAUUGUAUUUAAAUGUGGCACAGAUCCCAUGCUGUAUUUAAAACACACUCACACAGGCUAAUAUUGUCCAGUAUUUUUCAUAUCCUAAUGCUGAAGCUGCAUGUCACUAUGUCUCCUGAGCCACUUUUAACAUCACAUUUAUUACAUCCACCAUGCAACAUUAAAGUUGUACAUUGUUAAUCUGUGGUUUGUGGUUCAGAGAGGAAAGCAGCAUUGCUGAAGGGACCUUUGGAUGAUGUCUGAGGGAGAAGUUUUUCCCAUCACAGCCUCUCAGCGUUGGAAAUAACGUAGGCCACUUUUCCACAUCCUGCUCCAAGAUGUAAGGGAGGAAUAUGAUUCUGAAAGGCAUCUAUUAGAGUACAUUAAAUGAAAAUCUAAAUUGAAUUAACUGAGAACAGAGAAAGUUGACUAGACAUGAUAUUGCGGAAUAAGUGUUACAAAUAUCGAGCUGAAGAUAAUGAUAGAGGUUCAGUGAUAAUCAGGAAAUAACUAGGAGCUCCAGGUUAACUGGAUUCAAAACGGCCAGGGAUAAUAUUACCAUAGUUUGAUUUCCUGUUGUCCAAAGAUUCAUAAUUCAUCGCUACUUGUAGAGCUUGCAUUUGUCAGGACAAAUCCAUCCAUCCCCUUAUCCGCUUAGGGUCACGUGGAGCCUUGGGGCAUCAGGCGGGCGACACCCUGGACGGGGUGCCAACCCAUCGCAGGGCACAAUCAUGCACCCAUUCACACACUACAGACAAUUUAGAGAUGCCCCCCCCCCCCACACACACACACAACCCCAAUCCACACAUCUGCAUCUCAACACAAACAUUUAUGACAUAAACACAAAUCAGCAGUGCUCUUUUUCUCUGUAUAAACUGAUCUUAUGGUUAAACUAAUGCAUGCAGGGUCUUAAAAUGCAGUACCUGAGUUUGACCCUUAGGUGUCAUAGCUUGAUAUUGCAUGCUGGAAGUAGUGACCCAAUGCCGGUCAUGAUUAGUUUUAUUUGCAUGAGGAGUUGCUGUUAACAACAGAUGAGGUUAAAGAAGAAGAAGAAGAAGAAGAAGAAGAAGACGAAAUCACCUAUCUCAUGUUCACCUGUUUUGAUUUUGAGUUACCGAAGUUAAAGACUGUAUGUGAAAGUCUGUUGCACCUGCUAACAAUUUGGUGAAACAAUUGGAGCUCAUGCAUGUUGUUCACAAUCAUGUCCAUGUUUGUAUAUAGUUGUAUUAUAUGGAUGCCUGUCUUGUUUCAAAAUAUAUUUUGCACUGAAUGUACCAAA